GUAAAACUAUUAUUUAUCAAGGUAUUUUGGUUAAUCUGAAACAUAGUGAGUUUAGUUAUAACUUUCUAAUCACCUGGAACUGAUACAAUGAAUCUAACUCUUGAUGGUUAUGAUUUGAAGCACUGUGGAAAAAUGAUGAUGGCACUAAACAAACAAAGAGAAAGCAAAGACCAUAAUGACUUCGCAAUUAUGGUCGGAGAUGAGAAAAUACCAGCACACAGGAAUGUUCUGUCUGCAGGGUCAGAUUAUUUUCGUGCAAUGUUGUCUCAUGAAAACGUUGAGAGCAGCAGUGGCGUUGUGGUAAUGAAAGAGGUUCAAUACUCAAGUGUAAAAUCUUGCAUCGAUUAUAUAUACACCGGUCAUGUUUCAACUGCCGACAGUGAACAACUUAUGCAUACCGCUCAUAUGCUCCAGUUGCAAGGCUUGUGCGACAAAAUUGCAAUAUCUCUUGAGAAAGAACUGAGUCCAAAAUCGUUCUAUUCCACAAAAAUGAUCGCAAGCACUUUCAACUGCAUUAAUUUAAUUGAAAGUUGCAACAAAUAUGCUCUGAGAAAUUUCCAAUCAAUUGUCUCUGAAAACGAUUUCAAACAUUUGGAUGUAGAAUAUGUUUCCUUCCUGCUUGGAUCAAAAGUAAUCAAUGCGACUGAAGAGGUCAAGUGCAAAGCUUUGAUUAUCUGGAGCAACUUUGAUGUAGUAACUCGAACAUCAACAUUUGUAAAAUUAUUUGAAAAUCUAGAUUUGGCGAAGAUAUCAGAGAAAUAUCAAAAGUUUUUGUUGGAGAAAGAGCCUCUGGUCUUUGAUUCUUCACGUCACCAUGCAAUACUGAUGAAUACUUCAACUGGUGGAUCAAAUAUCGUAGCUGAAGACAUUGACAUCACAAAUGCUGCCAAGCCGAUUAACGCAAUUGCUGUUUUUGAUAUGAAAUCAAAAUCAAUUCAUGCAUUUCAUCCAAAGACAAAAACCUGGACCAAACUCCAGGGCAUCAGUGCUGACUUCGUUGGCAAACACUUCACUGCUGUAGCACUUGAUGACAUAAUCUAUGUUCUUGUGUUCGAUGGAACCAAUUAUCAGCUAAAUUAUACUGAUACCAAUGCUACAUGGGUUAGAUUGGCAGAUCGAGAUUGACAAAGAAUCGUGUGGCAGUUAUUGCAUUUGAAGGUUCAAUCUAUGCAUUUGAUGACUCUUGCGACACCAGCAAAACAGUUGAGAAAUUUGAUCCAUCUGGUGGAACUUGGUCUCAUGUCACUGAUAAACCUGUGGAAGGGUGUUCCACAUCAAUACUAGUUGUAGGAGGUUUCAUAUACUGUAUCGGAGGAUACAAUGAAGGAAAUCUAUCAAAUACGGUAAUGUUCAAACCAUCAGAUUCAACAUGGACAACACUCCCCCAAUGACAAAUGCAAGAAAUCGUGCAGCUGCAGUUGAGCUCGAUGGAAAGAUUUAUGUUAUAGGUGGAUACACCGAUGAAUACUUAAAUAUGUUGGAAUGCUUCGACACUGUUUCUGAAAGUGGACCACUGUUUCCUGUUUAAACAAUUCAAGAGGACAUUUCAACGCUUGUGUUAUUGAGGAGAAGAUAGUUGCUGUUGAAAGAAAUAGGUCAAAGAGCACAAUAGAAGAAUUUGAUUUCACUGUGAAUUCCUGGGUAGUUGUUGGGACACUGGGUAGAAAAAACAUCGAGAAAGGGGCAUCCAUUAUUUUGAAUGUUCCAUUAUGAACAAGAACCGGAUUUUUAAAACCUUCAACAAAUAUUUUUAAAUGCUAUAAUUUUACUUCAAUGUUUGACAACUUUACUGAUUUACUUAUUAAACAUGAUUGAUUAAAACAGCGGAAAAUGUUUUCUUUUGUCGUGAUUUGCAAUUGUAAACACAAAUUUAUUCUGCUAUACUCAAUUACUCUUUACGUAUGGUGAGACUUAUUUUAGAUAAGGGGCGAAACUUAUUAUACAUUUUAGGCGUCGUAUUCCGCACUGUUCGUGUAAAAUGGGUUUUAUUUCCAGUAUUGUAAAAAAAUAAAAUCGCGCACACACUCUAGCGCCGCCGUUUAUAUUUCGAUUGAAAACAUUUUACUAUUACUUUAUUUUUUAUCAUACUUGUGCCGUGCAGCGAAAGUAUAUAUUAUAUUCUUUGUAUUAGUUAUUAAAAGUGUUUUUCAGCGGCAUUCACUUAAUCAAGUCCCUAAAUAAGCAAUCAUUCGACCACGAUAAAAUGCUGUAGCUGAAGCGAUUCGAUUUUUUAUGUCCAGCAUGAUGAAUUUUUGGUGCCCCUGUCGAAACGGCGCUUAUGGCACAAGCUAUGGCUGCCAAACCCAGGACCAGUAGGCCAUGGCUCACUGCUGGGCCACGCAGCUAUUGAAAAUUGCUGGAGUUUUUAUAAAUCAAUUAGUUUUGAUUGUAGUAGCAAUAAAUAAUGAUGUUGUUUUUGCGACUGAGUGGUAAUUUACAUUUAAACUGAAGAGUUUUUGUUUUUCUCGUUGUAUUUCUCUUAUAGUUUUGAAGAAAGUAAAUUGGCCACGGAAUUUUUGUUCGACGAAAGUUUGCCACAAAAGAAAAAAGGUUUGAGAACCACUGCCCCAAAUACAACAUUGUAUCAGCUAUAUAUAUAUAAAUAUCAAGUUUUCAUUUUACUAUCCAAUACUUGGAUUCUGUAAUUGUUUGUUGCUGAAAUAGGUCAAAGAGCACAAUAAUUUGAUUUCACUGUGAACUCCUGGAGAAUUGUUGGAACACUAGAUAGAAAAAAACAUCAAUAAAGGGGCAUUCAUUACUUUGAAUGUUUCAUUAUAAACAAGAACUGAAUUUUAGAACUCUUCAACAAAUUUUUUUGAAUGCUAUAACUUACAGAUACUUCGAUCUUUGACAAUUUUUACUGAUAUAGUUAUCAAACAUGUUUGAUUGAAACAGGUG
Styela clava is the source of this 2898-nucleotide messenger RNA. Its product is annotated as kelch-like protein 28. Gene Ontology annotation, molecular function: protein binding. The record is from RefSeq and is a predicted model, not a curated record. Lineage: Eukaryota; Metazoa; Chordata; Ascidiacea; Stolidobranchia; Styelidae.